Messenger RNA from Alternaria burnsii, 1242 nucleotides. Its product is annotated as phosphoglycerate mutase. Lineage: Eukaryota; Fungi; Ascomycota; Dothideomycetes; Pleosporales; Pleosporaceae. Bases 1 to 1242 code for a protein of 413 amino acids. The record is from RefSeq and is a predicted model, not a curated record. Gene Ontology annotation, molecular function: phosphatase activity. The transcript has 3 exons. Gene Ontology annotation, cellular component: cytoplasm.
AUGUCUCCUCGCGCAGUGCACUUCAUCCGUCAUGCCGAAGGCUACCACAAUUCGGAACACAAUGAGAACAUCCCCGACCCAGACCUCACCCCAAAGGGCAAAGAACAAUGCAAAAAGCUUUCAGAAACAUUCCCUUACUUUGAUCGCAUCGACCUAGUUUGCGCGAGUCCUAUUCGCCGCGCUAUCCAAACCGCACUUAUCAGCAUGGACCCUUGGUUGCAGUCUGGAAAACGCAAUAUUCUAGCUCUACCCUUAGCCCAAGAAGCCACGGACCUGCCUGCGAAUACACCAAGCGAUGUGCAGCGCCUUCAGAAAGAAUUCGGCGAUGUGUGCAAUUUUCACAGGUGUUUAGACAUCUACACCGAUUUUAACACGAAGAAGGGGAAGUGGGCGUCAGACGGUGACUCGUUAAAAGCACGCGCGCUUGAACUUCGCCGCUUCCUACGCGACUGCGAUGAGCAGGAAAUUGUCGUUGUAUCGCACGGUGAUUUCCUACAUUAUGUUUCCGGGGAUCUGGAUGAGAAUGAUUGUCAGACUCAUGGAGAUUGGCAGAACACGGAGACGAGGAGUUACCGAUUCUACCCGGUCGGUCACGAGGAUGCGUUAUUGCAGGAGACGGAGGAGAGUCAUAUUUUUGAUUUCCACAUGUUCCCCAACAUCGCCGACAUCCUCGAAUCCGCUCCCACUACAACCCUCACCUCAACACCAAUCACUCCUGCAUCUGAGAUCACUAUGGCGAGUGAUCCAAUAACGCACAUUGUACUCUUCAAAUACCGGCAGGACAUAUCAUGGUCAGAUCUAGAAAGCCAUUUCAAGUCCUUCAUGUCACUACAGCAUAAAUCCCGAAACGCUCAUACUGGUAAACCCCUCAUACAGUCGCUCAAAGCUGGCAAGAACAGAUCAUGGGAGCCUUUCUCGAAGGGGAUGACACAUGGCUUCGUGCUCGAGUUUGCGAACCAAGCGGAUCUGGACUACUACCUCACAACCGAGCCUGUGCACAAGGCCUUCUCCCAGGCUGCGAAACCGCUUAUCGAGGACAGCUUAGUAAUUGAUAUCAAAGAUGGUGUGCUCUUUGGCUCACCGGCUGAACAUCCGUCAGCAAGAGAAAAUGGAGAUGUCAUGCCGGAAAAGAUUAUUGUCCGUACUUUGUUACUGGAAGGUGGUGAGAAUAUGCCAGCAACUGCUGAGAUAUUUGGCGAGGGAAGGUUAGCCUGGGUACAAGAGCUUUCGAAGCAACUAUGA